Messenger RNA from Camellia sinensis, 1703 nucleotides. Its product is annotated as serine/threonine protein phosphatase 2A 57 kDa regulatory subunit B' beta isoform. Gene Ontology annotation, molecular function: protein phosphatase regulator activity. Gene Ontology annotation, biological process: signal transduction. Gene Ontology annotation, cellular component: protein phosphatase type 2A complex. The record is from RefSeq and is a predicted model, not a curated record. NCBI's taxonomy places the organism in Eukaryota, Viridiplantae, Streptophyta, Magnoliopsida, Ericales, Theaceae.
UCUUCCUCCUCCUCAGUGCCCAAGUGCCAACUCUCCCGGAGAUGGUUUCGUCCUCCCAAAUGUCUCCCUUUUCGGAUCUCUCUCAUCCUCCCCAUUUCUUCAUUCAUCUUUUCAGGUAAAAUUUGUAUCAUCUCUAUCUCUCUCUCUCUCUCUCUUUCUUUUUACUUCUACAUUUGAUCCAUUUCUAGGGUUUUGCUUUGAUUCAUCUCUCAAUCAAUCAAAACAAUAUGAUAAUAAUAUCAUCUAAUUCAUCAAAAAAUACUAGGGUUAGUGUUUGGUAGACUAGAAAAUAUAUAUAUAUAGUUUUUUCCCAAAUCAUGUUUAACAAAUUAAUCAAACGAGGACAACGAAAGGUUUCCAAAGCGGAACCAAUUGAACCUCCCUCAUCCAAUUAUCCACCUCCGAGUGUGAUCGUCAACCAUGCUUCACGCACCUCCGUUGGCCCGCCGUCCUCGGCCCCCAAUUCUCAACCUCUAUCUAUGGUUGCUCCGCCCAAUUCCGGCGUCGUUGAAGUGUUGCCUAUGUUGAAAGACUCCCCCCCUCAAGACCGGCACGUUUUGUUCCUCCGAAAGCUUCAAAUUUGUUGCUUUUCGUUUGAUUUCUCCGACACGUUGAAGUCGGUGAGGGAGAAGGAGAUUAAGAGGCAAACCAUUUUGGAGCUGAUUGAUUUGGUCCAGUCAGGUACGUGUAAAUUGAAUGAAACUCUUCAGGAAGAGUUGAUUCGGAUGAUUUCAGUUAAUAUUUUCCGGUGUUUACCACCAGCUUCUCAUGAAAAUAGUGGGACCGAAGCUGGUGAUCCGGAGGAGGAUGAUGUGUAUUUGGAGCCGUCUUGGAUUCACUUGCAACUCAUUUAUGAGUUGCUUUUGAGGUAUGUUGUGUCAAAUGAAACCGACACUAAGGUUGCCAAGCGAUACAUUGACCACUCGUUUGUGUUGAAAUUGCUUGAUUUGUUUGAUUCCGAGGAUCCGCGAGAGCGGGAGUAUUUGAAAACUAUUCUGCACCGUAUCUACGGGAAAUUCAUGGUUCAUCGCCCGUUUAUUAGGAAGGCUAUAAAUAAUAUCUUUUACCGUUUUAUAUUUGAAACCGAGAGGCAUAGUGGGAUUGGUGAGUUGUUGGAGAUUCUUGGGAGUAUAAUUAAUGGGUUUGCACUUCCGAUGAAAGAGGAGCAUAAGUUGUUUCUUGUUCGGGCGCUUAUUCCACUUCACAAGCCUAAAUCUAUUUCUGUGUAUCAUCAACAACUGUUGUACUGCAUCACCCAGUUUGUUGAAAAAGAUUAUAAGUUGGCAGAUACAGUUAUUAGGGGGUUAUUGAAGUACUGGCCGGUUACUAAUUGUGGGAAGGAGGUUCUCUUUCUUGGAGAAUUAGAAGAAGUUUUGGAAGCAACACAGCCUCCAGAAUUCCAGCGCUGUAUGGUUCCUCUUUUCAGACAGAUUGGACGCUGCCUCAACAGCUCUCAUUUCCAGGUUGCAGAACGAGCACUCUUUUUGUGGAACAAUGAACACGUAGUCUCCUUGAUUGCCCAGAACCGACAAGUGAUUUUGCCACUCAUCUAUGAAGCAUUGGAGAAGAACAUGAGGGGUCACUGGAACCAGGCGGUUCACGGUCUGACCGCCAACGUCCGAAGAAUGUUCCUGGAAAUGGAUGCCGAGCUGUUUGAAGAAUGCGACCAGCAACAUGCCGAACUAAUAAUAAUAAUAAAAUAA